GUUUAGAAAUGUUCAAAGAAGUUCGAGUUCCCAUAAUUCCUUCUGAAGAACCUUUCAAAAGACCAAAGCCAGUGGAAGCUUUCUGUACAUCACUUAUGGAUUAUUUCCGAGACGUGUGCAAGUCUGUGGCCAUGGAGCGUGAAGUGACUCUUGAUCAGCUGUUUAUUGAUGGGACACUUGUCCAAAGCCAAAUUGAAACUAAGACUGGGAAAAAUAGCAUAAAAGCAAUGGAAAAGGAGCUGAAGAUCUGCCAGGACUGGUCCAAUGGAGAGUUUUCUCAAUUUGAAUUUGCGUUUUGGUUUGACUGCAAACAACUAAGCUUGCCUGAGAAGCAAUACAGCUUGAAGGAUCUGCUUCUUGAAUUUUUCGUUAAACCUCAAGAGGGAAGCAAAGAGAUCUUUGAGUAUAUACUGCAAAAUCCUGCAAAAGUCCUUCUGGUUUUUGAUGGUUUUGAAGGGUUGCAUGAUCAUGAGAAUUUUCCUCGUUGCUUGGCCAGCCAGCCUGAAAAAGACUUGUGCAGUGUAAAGGAGCUGAUCUCAGGACUCAUCCAAAAGAAGAUACUCAAUGGUUGUACUUUAUUACUUACAGCAAGACCCAAAGACAAGGUGUACCAGUAUGUGUCCAAAGUGGAUAAGACCAUUGAAAUAGUAGGAUUUUCCCCUCAGCAGAGAGAAUUAUACAUAACCAAAUACUUCGAAGGAUUGCCCUACUGUGAUAACGCACUGAAAUUAAUCAAAGAGUGUGAAUACUUGUUCAGUCAUUGCUACAGCCCUGUUAUGUGUAGAUUUGUUUGUUUUCUCUGUGAGACUGUACUUGAAAUGGGAGACAAACACCUUCCUUCAACUCUUACUAAAAAGAAAUUCGUUCAGCAAAAGAUAAUAACUAUGCAAACAGAUGGUACAGCCAUGGAAAAUCAAGAGAGUCUCGCUACGCUGGCCCGUACAGCCUGGUAUCUUGGAGAAAAGCACCAAAGUGCCAUGAAAAGUGAUCUUCUUCCUUCUAAGAAAGUUAAAGAGUUUGCUCUGAAAUAUGGAUUUUUCCUGCCAUUUGCAUUCCCCAAACAUUCAGAUACUGGAGAAGAGGAAUUUGGGAGCACAUUCUCUGACUUUGUCAUUCAGAAUUUCUUGGGUGCGCUUCACCUUAUGUUAGCAGAAGAGACCAAGGAUAAAAGUCUAACAAAGUACCUGUCCUUUCCAUCCAAGAAGAAAAAACCUUAUAACUGGUUAGAUUUAACGCCUCGGUUUUUGACUGGAUUGUUGUUCCUCCAGGAUGACUCCUGCUUCUGCUCCCUUUCAAAUAGGGAUGUGAAACAAUCAACCAAGAAGCAGAAAACACUCCGGAAAUAUAUUAAAAGGCUGCAGAUAAAUGAGCUCUGUCCAGAGAGGUUACUCGAGCUUUUACAUUGUAUUUACGAAACACAAAACAAUUACCUUUUUCAGCAUGUGGCCUUAAGGCUCAAACCAGACCUGUCUUUUCUGGGCAUAGUUCUUACACCGCCUGAUGUCUAUGUACUGCGCUCUGUUUUUAAAAGGUCAAGUAAAGAGUUUUCCUUGGACUUGCGAAACAGCAGCACUGACAUGCAAGGGCUAAAAGACUUGGUUGGCCUAAAGAAUGUGUCAUCGUUCAGGGCCUCCCUCAGCGAUACCAUCAGGCUCUGGAAGUCUUUAGAACAGACAAAAGACUAUGAGCUGCUGAGAGCAUCAACAGAGAAAUUUGUUCUUGAUCCCUUUAAGGCCAAGACAAUGAAGGACAUCAGUGACCUUUCAGACCUUGUAGAGAUGCAGGAGAAGACGAUCAACUGCGUGCAAGAUGCAUCUGGUUGCAGCAGCUAUGAAAUUCCUGCUAUCAAAAACCUCAGAAAACUAGAGUUUGCGCUGGGUCCAGCAUGUGGCCUACAAGGAUUCCUAAAACUCGUGGAAAUUCUUGCAGCAUUUCCAUCACUUAAGCAUUUAGACCUUGAUGCACUGAGUGAAAAUGGCAUUGGAGAUGAAGGAGCAAAGAGUCUAUCUGAAGUCUUUCCAACUCUGACAUCAUUGGAAACAUUAAACUUAUCACAGAACAAGAUAACAGAUGUGGGUGCGGAGAAACUGGCCACAGCUCUUCCAUCCUUGUCUUCAUUAAAGACACUAAGCUUAUACAAUAACAGCAUUUGUGAUUUUGGAGCAGAAAAUCUUGCGAAAGUUCUUCCUGCAAUGGCUUCUUUAAGAGUGCUAGAAGUUCAGUAUAACAAAAUAACUGGAGUUGGAGCCCAGCAGCUGACUGACAGCUUACGAAAAUGUCCCCAUAUAAAGAAGUUGGU
Messenger RNA from Mesitornis unicolor (brown roatelo), 2299 nucleotides. It is a transcript of the gene CIITA, whose product is annotated as class II, major histocompatibility complex, transactivator. The transcript is spliced from 10 exons. The annotation marks the transcript as partial. The record is from RefSeq and is a predicted model, not a curated record. Gene Ontology annotation, molecular function: ATP binding; protein binding. Gene Ontology annotation, biological process: positive regulation of MHC class II biosynthetic process; inflammatory response; positive regulation of MHC class I biosynthetic process. Lineage: Eukaryota; Metazoa; Chordata; Aves; Mesitornithiformes; Mesitornithidae.